CGCCGCGCGCGCUCAGUUCACGUUGUGCCGCGCUCCGAGCAAGUUCACGUCGCUCAGGACCGUCAGCCGCCUCUCCACAAGCCGCGCCACCGCCUCGCAUCGCCGCGUGCUCGAGACAACUUGUAAACACACAGACCAUUCGCGUGCAAGGGCCGUGUCAGCGGUCGCAACAGCCUCCAGUAGAGUCCAGCAGUGUGUCCAGCGGUGGCCGUCGGCGCCGACCUCCUCACCUCGCUGCAGACGGCGUUCCGGUGCCCCUGCCCCUUGCGCCGCACUGCUCCGGCCCCACCGCCGCGGCCUCCCAGCAGCCCGAGGAUUUGAGUGAAAGUGUGCCGUUCAAGAUGGCGUUCAUGAUGCCCGUCGUCAAGAAUGACUGGAACAUUUACAAGAGCGGCCGGUCCCGGCGCAGCUCCGAGUGCUCCAACCCGCAGUCGUGCCGCAGCAGGAAGGUGUCCGAGUGCAAGUCGGAGGGCCCGUCCCUGUCCACGUCACCGGGCAGCGACUUCGUCGUGGGCUCGCCGGCACACCGUAACAUGCACAUGCACUCGUCCACGUCGCGCCACUUCUCCAGGACGUCGUCGCGGACGUCGACCAACAGCCUGCAGUCGCCGUGCAAGUCGGCCGGCUCCAGCCCGCCCAAGAGCGAGUCCACGUCCAGCCUCAACAAGUUCCACACGCGGCUCGUCGACAAGCUGAAGCGCUCCCUCAAGUCCGGCAGCAAGGACGGCGCCACGGCGUCCUGAGGGGGCGCCGGGGGCGCCGGCGGCAGCGUGGACGCGACCAGCGACGCGCUCAGGUCCCUGAGUGUGUCCGGCAGGUCGCCGCCAGCCGCCCACGCAGGGCGCUCCACCCCGAUCUCUGUGCCCAGCCACAGGCCCACGGCGGCGUCCCAGCGCGCCGCCAGGGCGGCCUCCUCGUGCCCAGCGGCCCCGCACCGCGCCAGGCCCUCAUAGCGCAGGCCAAGCCCCGCCCGGGGUGCGCACGGCACGCAUGGCACGCAGUCGCAGUGCAAGCGGCGCCUUGGGCGGGCCCUGCCACGGCCAGUCGCCAGCCCCGCCAGCCCCGCGCUGGCCGAGAUGGCCGCCAGGCUGGCCAUCAGGCCGGUGCAGCGGACUCUCUGCCUAGACAGAGAGAGAUUGGCCGUGUUAGGGAGCUAGCUCUCUUCACUUAGAGGCUUCUUGAUUGAAUGUAUUAACUUAUUUGUGUAUAUUACUACUUCAACAGUAUGACUAUUAUUAUUAUUAUUAUUUUGUAUACGACAGAGUUGAACUGCCAUUUUGUUUGGACCAAUCCUGACGCGCUUAGCUGUCUUGGCGAAAUUUUGGACUUGUUUUUCUCUUUCUGGAUUUUCCAAUCCCCCGCCAACUUUGAUGGAGGCGCUCCGCGCCCCACGAUGUUCCUUUCACGUGUUCAUGACUUUGCUCUCGAAACUGUCGAGAAUCUCAUUAAGGCUUACGACUGUCGCAAGAGUGAGAUCUGAAUCACAAUCUGACUGUGCAAAAUGGGUGUACGUCUUGUCACUGUACAUGCUUUGGGCAACUCCAAGAUCUGUGAUCCGACACAAUUCGGAAUUUAUUCGCGAAAGAACGAGGGUGCAUAAUAAAUUCUCGAGUUUUGUCUUAAUCGCCCCUGCUCAGGCCUAAUGGAUGUUUCAUUGUUAGCAGUUCCUGUCUUGUCGUUAUAAUCUACCUAGUUUCGUUGUGCUGUCUAAACUAUUCUAUUUUUCGGUAUGAUCGUCUCUACGACGCUCUCGCUUUUGUGUGCGUGAAGACGGAAAAUUGACUUUCCUCAAGACCUGCAUUAUAUACCAUAUACCUAUACUAUAGUAUAUAUUCUUGCGAGAGGGUAUUUUAUAUUAAUCUGUAUUAGACUUAUUGUGUGAGUUACUUCCCCCGCAAUCAUUUCGCAAUAAGACAGCGCAGAGAGCAGCUUGUGUCCUGGCGACGCGGCCGCUCGCAGCGGACCGGGCCCAAGCUGCUCUGUGUUCGGUCAGGUGUGCUGGGACGGCGCGCUGGCGGCUCGACAGUUGCCAGGAACCAGCGUUGCCAACAUGGCAAGCGACACGGCGUCUCGUGGCGCUACCUGCUGUUGGCGACUCUGUUCUUUGGCGCUCUUGGGUUGGCAGGGCGGCAUGGGGAUGGCGGCGGCCAGCCUGGAGGGGCCUUGUCCUUCAGGGAAGUCCCUCGCGGGCCGGUCACCGGCAGCGACUUUUGGCUUGGAGGGUGUCUGUGAUAUAUUCAAAUGCUGAGUGGAUCUUUCGGAAAGAAGUGUGUUGUUUUUGUUUCAUCUCCCCCUUUGGCGUGGACGAAUUGUGAGGGAGUGUGGGAAGCGAGCAGAGGGAAGUCAACGACGAAGCAUGUUGCCAAUGCGACUUUCCGAUGCGAGUUUUCCAUGUACGGUGCGGUCCGAACCACAUAAUGUUGAAUGGUGUCCCUGCUUUUCAUAUUUUUUAGCAGACGCCGACCUAUAUUUUGAAUGUUUGUUCCUGAGAGUAUUUUCGCUUUCGUGCAGUUGGAGAUAAAAUCUUUUUUUUUUCUGUACUUCAAAGAGUACCCUAUUUCGCUAUUCGAAAUUUGAAAAAGUUUCUCUUUUGGCUUUUAAAUUAAGUUUACUUCUCCAACUGUACCUAAGUUUUGUUAUUGCAUUGUUAGUAUUCUUUAGAAAAGUACGAAACAGAAGACUGUCACCAAAGAACUUUUGUGGUAUUUGCCAGGGCCGGAGUGCCAUCGUUUCAGCGAGGGGAGUUCCACAGUGUACACCAAACAGAAGGCGAAUUCACUGCGUUGAAACGUUGUCACUCAUGCCCUGGAUCAGUGAAACUAACUGCUAGUUAAAUCCACUAUGUAUCAUUAAACCUUUGACUGUACCUUUGUUGUGAAUAUUUGGACUGUACUGUACGUUUGAUUGUUGAAUUGGUUGCGUUGCGGGUGUUACCCCAACUUGGAUGCCGCGUGAGUUGUAAGGUACUCUCUGAUUAUCAAAAAUACAGAGGAAAGAGGUACUUCUGCGAGCCCAAGGCACCUCACUACAUAUAAAAAAUUGCACAUUAUAGUAUUUGCGGUAUUUGUUGAUCUGUAUUGGUCAUAUACAUGCUUUAUUUCUCUUAAGAAGACAAACAUCACAUUAGGACUCCGUACAACCAUUUUCAUGGAGGCACUACUGAGCCACUAAAUUAAUCCAGAACUAAAUAAUAAUAGUCAUAAAAAGACUUCCUCGCUUUUUUCAGUUUUAAAUAAAAUAUUCAAUGUUAAAUAGGUGUCCCAUGCUAUGACUCGCAAUCUUUUGUAAGGAAGUGGGGUACGCAAGGUAAACCGACUGUGAUUUGGUAGACUAAUAUAGUGAAUCAUUUUUAGUUUUAUUAUUAAUGAAUAGCCACGUACGCCCGCAAUGUGUGUAACCAUGUACGAUAGAUGGAAAAGUGAGAUUUUGUUUUUUGUUUUCUUUGUUUUAUAUGACACAUUCCAUUCAUAAUUUUCAUCUAAAAUGGUUGUUAAAAAGUACAUAUAUUCAGAAUUUUAAAAUUAUUGGUGCUCAGAUCAGCGUUAUGGUGCACACUAAAUUGUAAUGAGACAGGGUGCAAAUUGCCAACACCAGUGCCACGAGAAAUGUAAUUGCCAGGCCAAAGUAUAAUCACACGGCCAAAGUUGACGGUGGAAAAUGUUUGUGCUGGACUUGUCGCUGCACAUCACCGUCCCUUCAGCUAAUCAGUGUACGAUUUUGGUGUGUGUUUCUAUAGUAUUCUAUUCCUCCGACUCAUUUUAAUUUGUAAGUUAUUUCAACUGUUUUUGCAACACCUUCGUCAUUUAUUCACGCCUUUUCGAAUCAGAUAUCAUAUCCCAUUAAAAUCAUUUGAUUUGACCUAAA
Messenger RNA from Thrips palmi, 3864 nucleotides. RefSeq lists its product as uncharacterized. The transcript has 2 exons. The record is from RefSeq and is a predicted model, not a curated record. NCBI's taxonomy places the organism in Eukaryota, Metazoa, Arthropoda, Insecta, Thysanoptera, Thripidae. Bases 342 to 743 code for a protein of 133 amino acids.